Molecule: messenger RNA, 2302 nt
Organism: Myotis lucifugus (little brown bat)
Lineage: Eukaryota; Metazoa; Chordata; Mammalia; Chiroptera; Vespertilionidae
Gene: P2RY14
Product: purinergic receptor P2Y14
Exons: 5
Coding region: 583-1599 (338 amino acids)
Biological process (GO): G protein-coupled receptor signaling pathway
Cellular component (GO): membrane
Molecular function (GO): G protein-coupled purinergic nucleotide receptor activity
Source: RefSeq, a predicted model, not a curated record
CACAGCUGCUCGGCAGUAAACCGCACAGGGAGUCUGGAGCUUAGGUGCUGAUGGUAGAAAAAGGCAGCAGGCUGAUGAGGCUCAGAGACAACUUGAAGGGCUGGCUGUUUGAGCAAAAAGCGGAGAGUAAGCUAUAAUUGGCCAAGUCAGUGGUGACACUCAACCUAUUAUCUCGUGGUUUCUGACAAGUUCCUGGUUUUCAUCUGCUCUUGAAGACAAACAAGAACUCUGUGUGUAACAGUCUUAAUUGGAAGCCCACAGUGAGACAUUCUGAAAUGAGAGCUGCCCACUUGCAGAGGAAGCUCUAGAGGCAGGAUCAUCUGUAAAGAAAUACUCUGGCCACUUCAAGAUGACAAGCAUUCACUGAAAAUUACUUCAUUGAAAAGAAACUUCAUACAAAAAAUUUUUAAAGUCUGUAGAACUCGGUAUGCACUCUGUACUUGCUGCACAUCUCCAUCUGGAGCGGCCACAGGUCCAGGGCUCUGCAUGUGGCCGUGGCUCCGUACUGAACAGGGCAGACUGAAAAUGCGCUGUGAAAGCAUUUCUUAGAAGGUCUACGGCCGCUCCUUCAGAAGUCGCAAAAUGUUGAAUUCCACCACCUCUCAGCCUCCUGCGGAGUCCUGCUCCCAAAACCCCGUCAUAACACAGCAAAUCAUUCCUGUGCUUUACCUGCUGGUCUUCAUCGCGGGUGUGCUGCUCAACGGCGUGUCGGGGUGGAUCUUCUGCUACGUGCCCAGCUCCAAAAGCUUCAUCGUCUAUCUCAAGAACAUUGUGGUUGCCGACUUCCUGAUGAGCCUGACCUUCCCCUUCAAGAUCCUCAGCGACUCGGGCCUGGGCCCCUGGCAGCUGGGCGUGUUUGUAUGCCGGGUGUCGGCCGUGCUCUUCUACGUCAACAUGUAUGUCGGCAUCAUGUUCUUUGGGCUCAUCAGCUUCGACAGAUAUUACAAAAUCGUGAAGCCUCUCCUGACUUCUUUCAUCCAGUCGGUGACUUACAGCAAACUCCUGGCAGUGACGGUGUGGCUGCUGAUGCUCCUGCUCGCUGUCCCCAACAUUAUCCUGACCAACCAGAGUGCUAAGGAUGGCACACAUGUAAAAUGCAUGGAGCUUAAAAACGAACUGGGACUCAAGUGGCACAAGGCAUCAAACUACAUCUUCGUGGGCAUCUUCUGGAUUGUGUUCCUUCUGCUAAUCGUUUUCUACACUGCCAUCACAAGGAAAAUCUUCAAGUCCCACAUGAAGUCCCGAAAGAAUUCCAUUUCCGUCAAGAGGAAAUCCAGCCGCAAUAUAUUCAGCAUCAUGCUAGUAUUUUUUGUCUGCUUUGUACCUUACCACAUUGCCAGAAUCUCCUACACACAGAGCCAAACAGGAGCCCCUUUCAGCUGCCAGUCCAAGGAAAUCUUGUACUAUGUGAAAGAAUUCACUCUGAUACUGUCAGCAGCAAAUGUGUGCUUAGACCCCAUUAUUUAUUUCUUUCUAUGCCAGCCAUUUAGAGAAAUCUUGUGUAAGAAAUUGCACAUCCCACUAAAAGCUCAGCAUGACCCAGAAACUUCCAAAACCAGGAGGGGAAAUGCGAUGCACGAAAGCACAGAUACGCUGUGAUUUCCCACCUUUCAAAUGAGGUCCCUGUGUGCGUGUUGUAACUUUCAUUUACACAAUGAGAGGAGUAAAUGGGGGAAGGCCGUGAUAGUAAGCAUCGUCACUGAGCAUUACUCUCCAAUUAGUAUAAUAAUUAAAACAUAAGUUUCCAUGCUUUUGUGUGACAUCAAAGAAAAAAUAAUACAUACAUUUUUCAAUCAUACCAAAAUAGAAGGUUUAAAUUAAACACUCAUCUGGUCAGUUAAUAUAGAAUUUUAAGCAGCAAAUAAGAAAAUAGACAGCAAUCAAGACAAUUCUCAGGAGUGUGUUUCCUCUCUAAAUGCAAUAAUUAAGUUAGUAAGUUAUGGGCAGUUUUUUCAACAGGAUCAUCAAGACCAACUUAAAGGCAGGCAACAGCUAGAGGCCUGUUGUAGUGAGGGAGUCAAGCUGUCUGAUUUGAAGGAGAAAAAGGAGACACCCACUGAUCUAUCUCAUGGCAUUUCAAAGGAAAGUAGAUAUAAAUUAUGUACUUUGCAAUAAAAAAUGUAAUUUUUUUCUGAUAGUUUUUUGAGGAUGAUAUAAAUACAUUUUUAAUAACGUCCUCUGCAGAGAUUGGUUAAGCCACUUCAUGAGCCUGGUGUUCCGGUGUUAGAGUAUUUUUAAAAGUGGGCUCAAGCCCUGGCUGGUUUGGCUCAAUGGAUAGAGUGUUGGCUUGUGGACUGAAGGG